AUGGGUAUACAUUUUCAUGAAAAGAAUUGGUCGUUUCUAAAGACGCAACCGACCUCCUCGAUCUCGCAUGGUUGGAGAGGAAUCCUGCGGGGCAGAGACCUUCUUCUAAAUCACCUAGGCAAGGCAGUAGGAAACGGUGAAUCAACAUCUGUUUGGACAGAUUCUUGGAUUCAACCAGAGACGAAGCUCAAACCUAUUGGCCCCGUCUUCCUCCUAGACAGAGACGUCAUGGUCUCAGACCUAUUGACACGAGAAACAAGAGAGUGCAAUACCGACCUUGUGGAGAAGCUCAUGCCUGAACUAAAGGAACACGUACUAAAGCUGCGACCUAGUGUCCUUGGUAAGCAUGAUGCAUACAUCUGGCCCCUGCAACAAUCAGGAUCUUACAGUGUUAAGUCGGGUUACUACUCCACCUUCCUAUCACCCAAUCAAUCGACUGAAAGGACUCAGGGAGAUAAUAAUGAAGGCAAAUGGAAAAAACUUAUCUGGUCUCGACAUCUCCCCCCGAAGCUAAAAUUCUUCCUCUGGAAGAUAGGCUCCAACGCGCUACCGUCUGGGGAAAAUUUGCGUAAAAGAGGGAUGCUCCAAAACAUCACCUGUAACCAUUGUGGGGAACCAGAGAAUGUGGAUCACAUCCUCUUUCACUGCCAAUACGCAAACGAGGUCUGGAGGUAUGGACCGUGGAAUCAAUCCAUCGAUACAACUGAUGCUACAACGUUCUUCGAAAAGCUUGAGAGAUCUUGGAACCUAACUCCACUCCCACCUUAUGGAUUCACGGGAAAUGCUUUGCCGUGGAUAUGCUGGGCAAUCUGGACCUCCAGGAACCAACGGAUCUUCGAAAAUAGAUCCCAAUCGCCAGAAGAAACAGCUCUAAAAACGAUCCAGGCCCUCAAGGAAUGGGAGAUUGCGCAACCCCCGAGCCUGAAAAUCCCCAAAUCAUUGAUUACUGGCCAGCAACAUGAUCCGAUGGUCCUUGAUCCCUCUGAAAUCUUCUGUAACACUAACGCGUCCUGGAGUCACACCUCUAAAGAAGCAGGACUAGCUUGGAUCUUCACAAAUGGAUCAGCAACAGAGAUAUUUCGCGGGUCGAUCAAGCAAAGCGCAGUCUCAUCGCCAUGCAUGGGCGAAGCUCUGGCGAUCAGAGAGGCCUUACUCCAAGCAGCCACCAAUCACUACUCCAUUAUCUGUAUUCGAACAGACUCUCAAGUGCUUGCUCAAGCUAUCACCUUUCGACGGAAGACGACAGAACUCUACGGGAUUCUAUCAGAUAUCGACGAGCUCGCUUUCUCCUCUUCCUCCCCCUUUAUCAAUUGUCGUUUUACUUAUAUUUCUAGGGCCAAUAACGGGCCGGCUGAUGGGCUUGCCAAGGCCUGUCUGGUAGCACAGCCCGUUGUAAACCCAAACCAAAACUCUGUUUAA
This is a messenger RNA of Brassica oleracea var. oleracea, 1419 nucleotides long. RefSeq lists its product as uncharacterized. The transcript has a single exon. NCBI's taxonomy places the organism in Eukaryota, Viridiplantae, Streptophyta, Magnoliopsida, Brassicales, Brassicaceae. The record is from RefSeq and is a predicted model, not a curated record. Gene Ontology annotation, molecular function: nucleic acid binding; RNA-DNA hybrid ribonuclease activity. Bases 1 to 1419 code for a protein of 472 amino acids.